Messenger RNA from Zasmidium cellare ATCC 36951, 918 nucleotides. RefSeq lists its product as uncharacterized. Bases 1 to 918 code for a protein of 305 amino acids. Lineage: Eukaryota; Fungi; Ascomycota; Dothideomycetes; Mycosphaerellales; Mycosphaerellaceae. The record is from RefSeq and is a predicted model, not a curated record. The transcript has 2 exons.
AUGGUGACCAAGCGGCAGCUGACGACAGUGCCCACGGACACCACCAACCCCUCCGAGGACUUGCAAGCGAUCUCGGACAGGAACUCCACAGAAUCACCACUGCUCAAUCUCCAACCUGAGAUCCGGAACCGAAUCUUCCUCUACGCUCUCGGCAACAGCACCAUCCAUCUAUGGACUGAUCCCAAGACACAUCAACAGCGAUAUACCGUUUGUUCCGCGAAGAAAUGCACUGAGGGGCUGCUUGAGCAUGUAACAAAAGCUAAGCGGCCCUUCUAUUCAACAUUUCGAAAGUAUUCGUACCCAUGCAACGACAAGGAGCCGAUCCGGCUGCCCCUUCAGCUUCUGCAAACUUGUCGCCAGGUCUAUGAAGAGGCGGCUCUGAUCCCGUUCUCUACCAAUCGCUUUCAAGUCGGGGAUGAAGCCUUCAGGGAGUUUGCAUAUCGGAUCAUGGCUUUUCAGAAGAGAGCAAUCAAGAGCUUGAGUUUGCUCCUGGGUUUAGCAUGGGGCUCUAUCGAGAAGCAUGUAGCCAUGGGCUUCAGAAACCUUCAAGAGCUCAAAGUGGUUGUGCUCCAUGGCAUACAACCGCAGACGCACAGAGGGAAGAUCGAAUGCUUCGCAGGGCUCCCACUACUGGAAUUCUCCAUGCGAGAGUUCCGAGCCAGAAUUGGCGAAGUACAGUCCAACGAUCACGUUGCUAUACGCUCAUAUCUGUUGGAGAAAUGGCACACGGACAGAAAGGUGAAACAUGCAAAGCAACAGAAAGAGAAGCUGAUGGCACAGUCGUUCAAGGAGAAGUAUGAGACGCUCAAGAAGAAAGACGACGAAGGACUGCGCCGAGCUGUGAGCGAUGGUGGCGAGGGAUCUGCGCGUGCUUUGCGGCGACUGAAGCGUAAGCGAGGCGACGACGAUGGGAGCUAG